This is a messenger RNA of Gastrolobium bilobum, 438 nucleotides long. Its product is annotated as F-box protein At1g15015-like. Bases 47 to 340 code for a protein of 97 amino acids. The transcript is spliced from 2 exons. Gene Ontology annotation, molecular function: protein binding. NCBI's taxonomy places the organism in Eukaryota, Viridiplantae, Streptophyta, Magnoliopsida, Fabales, Fabaceae. The record is from RefSeq and is a predicted model, not a curated record.
UAAACCCUAAAUCCCCUUCGAAUAAAAAACGGGAAAAGAAGGAGGAAUGGAGAGUAAGCUUUCCUGGGAUGUGAUUCAGGAAAUCCUGUUGAGAUUACCUGUGAAAUCUCUUGUUCGAUUCAAGUGUGUGUGCAAAUCGUGGCUUUCUCUGAUCUCUGACUCUCAAUUUGCAAAAUCCCAUUACGAGCUAUCUGCCGCACCCACCCACAAGCUUCUCCAUGUAACACGUUCUGGUUCCGAAGCUCGAUCGAUCGAUUUUGAUGCUUCGCUUAACGAUGAUUCUUUCGUUGUAAGCCUCGUUCCCCCAUUUCCAAAGCCAGCAGGGAUAAGAGGAGGAUAAUAAUGCGAAUGAAGACCAAAUUAUGACAUUUAAUGGCUGCUUGCUUCGCUUGCUUCAGUUCAAACCAGAUAAACUGCAACAAAACUAGAGAUAGUGGA